AUGCUCGCUGCCCGCCGCGCCUGGGCCGCCCUGGGCGCCCAAACCGCAGCACUAGACCGGUUGCCCGCGGCGGGGCUCCUGGCGGGGGCGCGGCGCCUGUCAGCACAGCCAGCGCCGGCGGCAGAGCACCACGACGACGAGUCUGCGGCCGACGAGUUUCGGGACUCGGUUCGCACCUUUGCCCAGGACUUUGUGGCCCCUCACGCCGCGGAGAUCGACCGGCUCAACGCCUACCCGCCAGGUUUUGAGUUCUGGCGGCGGGCGGGCGAGUGGGGCCUGCACGGCAUCACGGUGGCGGAGCAGCACGGCGGGCUGGGGCUGGGCUACCUGCAGCACUGCAUCGCCAUGGAAGAGCUGAGCCGAGCAUCGGGCUCAGUGGCUCUGUCGUACGGCGCGCACAGCAACCUGUGCAUCAACCAGCUGGUGCGCAACGCCAACCAGCAGCAGCUAGACAAGUACCUGCCGCAGCUGCUCACAGGCAAGGCCGCCGCCGACUCACGGCGACCUGCCUGGGAGCAUGUGGGCGCGCUGGCCAUGUCUGAGCCCAACGCCGGCAGCGACGUGGUGAGCAUGCGCAUGCGGGCGGAGCGGAGGGGCGACCGCUACGUGCUCGACGGUUCCAAGAUGUGGAUCACCAACGGCCCCAUCGCAGACACGCUGAUUGUGUAUGCAAAGACCAAGGCGGAUGCGGGGCCUCACGGCAUCACCGCUUUCAUCAUCGAGAAGGGCAUGCAGGCAAGGCGUGGGGCGGGGUUCAGCACCGCGCAGAAGCUGGACAAGCUGGGCAUGCGGGGCAGCGACACGUGCGAGCUGCUGUUUGAGGGCUGUGAGGUGCCGGCCGAGAAUGUGCUGGGGCAGGAGAACCAGGCGAGUGGUGGGGCGCCGGCGCGGCUGUGCAGACUGUGGGGCGUGUACGUGCUGAUGAGCGGCCUGGACUACGAGCGGCUGGUGCUGUCUGCGGGGCCGCUGGGCCUCAUGCAGGCCUGCCUGGACACGGUGCUGCCGUACGUGCACGAGCGGCAGCAGUUUGGGGCCAAGAUCGGGGAGUUCCAGCUCAUCCAGGCCAAGCUCGCCGACAUGUACACCACCACGCAGGCAGCCCGCAGCUUCAUCUACGCCACGGCACGCGCCGCGGACGCAGGCCGCGCCUCCCGCAAGGACUGCGCCGCCGUCAUCCUGUACUCUGCUGAGGCCGCCACGCGCAUGGCGCUGGAUGCCAUCCAGAUCCUGGGAGGCAACGGGUACAUCAACGAGUAUCCCACGGGACGCCUGCUGCGGGACGCCAAGCUGUACGAGAUUGGGGCGGGCACGUCGGAGAUCCGGCGCAUCCUGAUCGGCCGCGAGCUGUUUAAGGAGACCCGGCCCUAG
Chlorella variabilis is the source of this 1368-nucleotide messenger RNA. RefSeq lists its product as hypothetical. The record is from RefSeq and is a predicted model, not a curated record. NCBI's taxonomy places the organism in Eukaryota, Viridiplantae, Chlorophyta, Trebouxiophyceae, Chlorellales, Chlorellaceae. Gene Ontology annotation, biological process: L-leucine catabolic process. The transcript is spliced from 12 exons. The coding region runs from base 1 to 1368 and encodes 455 amino acids. Gene Ontology annotation, molecular function: 3-methylbutanoyl-CoA dehydrogenase activity; flavin adenine dinucleotide binding. Gene Ontology annotation, cellular component: mitochondrion.